CUUAUUCAGUAUUCAGUAGAGUUUCGAUCGCGUAGGAGCUCUCAAGCCAUAUAAAUGCGCAGCUGUUUGUUAACGUGACAGGCAAGCGGUUAAAUGGCUCUCAGUAAAUAAAAAUAAAUAAAAAAAAAACAAUUAGUCAAAGUAAUUUCGAAAAAUAUAUUGUCAAUUUAACACUUGACAAAGUUAACAAAAAGUAUUUACAGUGCUUUAAUAAACAGCAACCGAUUACAAUGAGAAUAGUUUUAAACAAAAAAGUAUUAAUAUGGGCUGUGAUAGCUGCAUUGGUGGUAAUAGCCAUCACCCUUGGAUUAGUAUUUGGCUUGAAGAGCGAGUCACGCAUCACUGCCGCCGUGGUAUCCAAUGGAAUCGGUUGUGCCGAUAUAGGCAGUCAAAUGUUGGAUGACGGCGGCUCAGCGGUGGAUGCUGCCAUUGCCACACUGCUUUGUGAAGGUGUCCUUCUACCACAAAGUAUGGGACUUGGCGGAGGCUUUUUUGCAACCAUUUAUACCAAAUCUACGCGUAAAGUUGAGACUUUGGUAGCACGUGAAACGGCACCGGCCGCAGCGCACAAGAACAUGUUUGUGGGUGAAUCAAAUGUUUCAGGCGCCCGAUCCGGAGCUGUACCUGGAGAAAUACUUGGUUAUUGGGAAAUGCAUCAAAAAUAUGGACGCCUUCCUUGGAAAUAUCUCUUUCAGCCAACCAUAAAAUUAUGCAAAGAAGGCCAUUGGGUUUCUAAAUAUCUUGCUGCGGCGCUCAAAUCCAAAGAGGAAGCAGUCCGUAGCGAGCCAACAAUGGCAGAGAUAUUUGUGAAAGAAGAUGGUACAAUCUAUGUUGAAGGUGACUACCUGAAACGUCCCCAAUUGGCGAUUACACUAGAAAAAAUUGCGGAAAAUGGCGCUGGAGAGUUGUAUGAUGGCGGAGAAAUCGGCAAAAUGUUUGUAGAAGAUAUUAAAGACUUGGGUGGGAUUAUUACUGAAGAAGAUUUGAAAAAUUACACGGUUCGCUGGGAGAACAAUAGUCACAUUGCAGCGAAUAUAACUGGUGGCUACACGCUCUACACAACUCCUCUACCAUCCAGUGGAGCUGUACUGGCCUUUAUGUUUAACGUUUUGACCGAUCUAUAUACCAACAGCACGGAGACAUACUGGCAACGGGUAAUUGAAACAUUCAAGCACGCCUAUGGGCAACGCACUAACCUCGGCGAUAUGGAAAUGGAGCCUGAUCUCAAAGAGUCUAUAGCAGCAACUUUAAACAACUUAAUAAGCCAAGAAUUUGCUGAUCGCGUGCGCACAUUAAUCUAUGACAAUAGGACUUUUAGUAAUUAUGAUUACUAUGGAGCCAACUUCACAACUGUUGAGGAUCACGGAACAGCCAACAUGGCGGUAUUGGCAGCGAAUGGUGAUGCUGUGACUGUUACCAGUACAAUAAACAAUUAUUUUGGUUCUAAAGUUCGAUCACGGCGCACUGGUAUUAUUCUCAACGACGAAAUGGACGACUUUUCGACUCCAGGUAUUGUGAAUGGCUUCGGCAUACCCGCCUCACCGGCUAAUUACAUACAACCCGGAAAAAGACCCAUGUCGUCCAUGUGCCCCACCAUCGUAAUCGAUCAUGAUGGCAACGUGAAAAUGCUUGUGGGCGCUGCUGGCGGUAGCAAGAUCACCACAGCGGUUGCAGUGGCGAUCAUCAAAUACCUUGUUCUCAAUGAGUCUCUAAGUGAAUCUAUUAACGGUGGAAGGCUACACCAUCAGUUGGCUCCAAUGCAAGUAGACUUUGAAUCCGCAGUCUCAACAUCAAUACGAGAGUAUCUCAGUAAAGUGGGUCAUAUACUAAAUGAGUUAGAGGAAGGUACUGGAUUUGCCGCUGUCACUGCAAUCGGUAUGCGCGACGGUGUUCCAGAGCCAUUUUUUGAUCGACGACGUGUAGGAAGUGUUUCUACAUUAACUCUUCGAAAUAAAAUGAUUCAUUAAUUUAAUGACCUACUUAUACUUACAUAUAUACAUUAAAUUUUAGAGUAUAGAGCAUAGAGAAGAGUCACGAGACUUUGCUAUUAUUCUGUAAGAAUUCUUCCAAACUCAUUAAGGUUGCUAUCGUAACUUAAGUAUUUAUUUGUGAUAAUAGAUUUGGCGAUGCAGAAUAACGAUUAUUUGAAACGCAUGUAAGCUAGAACUCAAGGAAAUGUCACAAGUGAGCAAACCUUUAAUAAUUGAAUUAUGCCAGUAGGUUUUUAAAAGUAAGAAAAACUAGUUUGACAUAUAUUUACAUCCUUGGCAGGUGCCUAGGUCGUAUCUCCCCUGCAUUUUUUGCGGUAAUUAUUGAUUUUUUCUAGAUUUUGGUGAUUUCGCUAAUUACUGUACAUAUUGUUUUUAUAGGUUUAAUAGGUUUAAGACAUUGUUUUUAAUAAAACUCGAAAUGAAAAAAAAGAAAAUGAAAUACCCAAUAUUUAAGUAUUUUCGAUAAAUCAUUUCAGGCUUGCAACUUUCGUUGAGCUUGAUUUUAACUACGAGUAAAACCGAAUUUAUUUACCAAAUUUUAUUAUAAAAAUUUGCACAAUGCGCACAUUGAAAGAAAAAAUAUAUGGCCCCUUCUAUUUAUUUGUUCAAGAAAUUUUUAUCGCUUAAUCUGUACAUAUAUGUAUUUAUGUAGAUUAGGGUGUCUAACUCUCCACAAAAAAAAAAAAACUAGGGUCUGUCAGACUCACGCACGGUAGAAGUGAAACUUCUAAGUUGGUUGUUCCAUGCAUGGGAGCCCCGGUUUAGAUCUCUAUCCCCUCUCUCGUGUUAAAUUCAAGUUUUCAUAUUUUUUUUUCUAUAUCACUCAACAUAAAUUUGUGCUAUUUAUUUUUGUCCUUAUUAGCUUCAAAUUUGAUACUUGGGUGCAGUGUUUCACUUGACGCUAACAUUUCUUUGCACUUCCAAUGGUAGUUUUUGCUUACUUUUGGCGCGUUAAUCAAUUUGCUUUGAUCACCGAAACGGUUUAAAUGUCAUUUUACAACCUUCUACUUCAACUAUCGUCACUCGUUUGGCAAACGCACUCAUUGUAUCGCUUCGUCUCCUCCAUACCUACCAUCUAUUUACUUCACAGCAGUUUCUUAUUGCUUUCCCGCUUACACACAUUCAAUCGGCGCUUUAUCUGAUACUCACACACAGCACUCAUUUGCACGGGCUAUGGCUAUCUAUAAUACCCGUUGUCGGUUGUCGAUUGUCGGUUGCCUGCAUGUCGCCAGUCUACUUCAAUGCUUACUUGUGUGCUAUAUACAUUUCAGUUCAUAUUAUUUCGAAAUUAUUCGCUACAGGGUGUGCUAGAGACGUUUGCAUUUUUGCACUGGUUUAUCUUCUAGAAGAAGAAGAAGGCCAGACGAAGUAUUUCGUUGUGUAACUAAGUAUUCUUCGAUAGAAAUUUGUUCAAAUACCAGUGUCAAACUAAUUUUUAAAGCGAAAAUCCUCUAUUAUAGUCUCCACACGCUAUUUACUUGUAUAUAAAAGAGAUAAUUGCGGAACAUAACAUGCAUAUACAAAUUAAUGUACGCUCAGUUUGACCCUGUGUACUCUGUUUUUUAUUAUACAUUGAUAAAAUAUAGUUAUAAUUACAAUGGAAUCAUAGGCACCGUUCAGCGCUUGCGAUGCGAGAGAGCGACAGAGAGAGCGAAUAGGCGAGAGUGGGAAGGAGCAGCUGCUCCUUGGCCCCGCCCAUUUGACGGAUUUCGGUAACGCUCCGAACUUACCGUUUCACUCGCCUAUUUUCAAUCUGCCUUGGGGCCCCCGACGCGCCUAAAGAAGUUUCACUUCAAAAAAUUGGUAUUGCUUUUCUAUCGGAAUUAUUAUAAAAUUGAUCAAAUUUCAAGACUUCUGCUAAAAUAUUUCCGCUAGCGUUUUUGGCUAGGCACCCUAGUGCAAUUAUAUGAAUAUGAACAUAAAAAUAUUUUUGGAUGACUAUCAUUCAAAAACAACUAAAAACGAUUUUUAACACCGUUGGAAAGCCUAUGGAUUGUAGAUGGCUUGUGUGUAUGAUACAAUUCAUUUUAGCAAGAUGUUGCCAUCUGUUUGCAUUAAAAAUGUUUUAUAUUAAGAAAUAGGCAUAAAUACUAAAACAUGGACAUCAGGGUAAGCAUUUUUAAAAAAAUUUAUUGAAAACAAAUUUUUUAUAGCGUUGCCACCUAAUUUUUUCUUGUAAAAAGUUAAUUAUUAUAAAUUUCACUUGAAAAUUAAAAUACAUGUUUAAAAUGUCAAAUAGUAAAAACAAAAUUCUUCCAACAAAUUUUUUUUUGAUACUGAUGUUACCUGAAUUUUUUAGAAAAAUAUCCAUUUAGCAUAAACUUAACUUCAAUAUGUACAUAGAUAUGGCAUAAAUAUUAAAACAUGGGUAUCGAGGUUAGCAUUUUUGAGAACACAGGGUGAAAAAAAGUAUAGUGUUGCCACUAUUUUUUUGCAAAUGGCAAAUAUUAAAAAAAAAAUCUUUUAAAAAAAAUUGUUUGCAUUAGUAUUUUAUUAGAAAUCUAUCCACUUAGCAUACAUUUUACUUCAAUAUGUAUAUAUGGGAAUAAAAAGUUUUUAAAUAAGCUUUAUAAAGAAAUUAUUUUUGGUUGGUGUUGCCCCUUGUUUUUUGUUUUGGAAAUUGAGCAACUUAUUACAAAAAUACAUUAAUU
Anastrepha ludens (Mexican fruit fly) is the source of this 4642-nucleotide messenger RNA. RefSeq names its product scoloptoxin SSD14. Gene Ontology annotation, molecular function: glutathione gamma-glutamate hydrolase. Gene Ontology annotation, cellular component: plasma membrane. The coding region runs from base 231 to 1967 and encodes 578 amino acids. NCBI's taxonomy places the organism in Eukaryota, Metazoa, Arthropoda, Insecta, Diptera, Tephritidae. The record is from RefSeq and is a predicted model, not a curated record. The transcript is spliced from 7 exons. Gene Ontology annotation, biological process: glutathione catabolic process.